Colletotrichum fioriniae is the source of this 456-nucleotide messenger RNA. NCBI's taxonomy places the organism in Eukaryota, Fungi, Ascomycota, Sordariomycetes, Glomerellales, Glomerellaceae. The record is from RefSeq and is a predicted model, not a curated record.
AUGGCUGGCAGUAGCGUUAAGCUUCUCAGAGGACAACAGGGAAUCCUGAACAGAGUGGUAGCAUUGGCUCUCGGCUCGACGUCAAAUGUUCUCGACAAUCCGGCCGGAAUCUACUCAUGGGGCCAAGAGUAUGAGCUGGCAAAGGAAGCACUGGCACGCGCCCACUCUCUGAUUCAAGACAACAAAGGUAAUCCCGAGAGGCCAUGGCUUCUUUUGGAGCUCUCUCACUACGAAGUCAUGGCUAGGCUAUGCUAUCAGACUGGCGCAGUUGACGAGGCUGUCGCGUAUGGGUGCAAGGCAUAUGAGCAUGCAGCCGAGCAUUUUCAGAGACGAGACAAGCACCAAUCACUAAGAGCCAUCCGAAACCUCAUCGACCUCUAUCGCUCGGCUGGCCGAGGAGAUGAAGCUGAGCGAUGGUGCGACAUCCUAAUUGCAAACAUGUCAAGAAAGAGGUAA